AUGUUAUUCAGGGAGGUCUCGCUCGACAUCGAGUCGAUAGAGACAAUCCAUGAACUAGACUCAGACCACAGGCCCGUCCUGUGUAAACUGGGCCAGAACGCCGGCGCGGUCCCUCCGACCAAAUCCGUAGUGGACUGGCAUCGUCUUGAGAUCAAACUCAAGGCCUUGGACCCCCAGGACUUAGUAGACUUACCCGAGACGAUAGCUACGUUCGAUGACGCAAAUCGAGCGAUAGCGAGUUUCCGUGAAACUAUUACUUCCGCAGUCACAGACUCGGAACGGACGGUGAAACUGUCGGGCGACCGACGGUUUAACUUUCCGCCCGACCUACGACUGCUAAUUAGACAAAAAAAUGCAGCUAAACGCGCCUUCGACCGAUACCGAUCGGAAUCGAACCGAACCCUACUUCGACGCCUUCAGCUAAAAGUCAAAGAUCGAUCUGAUGAAGACCCCCGCGAGUCUCUACCGCCGCUAGUUAGACCUAAUAGCGCUUCAGUAGCCAUAGAUGACUCCGAAAAAGCCGAAUGCCUUGCGGACAACCUAGAGCAGCAAUGUACGCCAUCGCGCGAACGCACCGAUUCAGUCCACCUAACGGAGGUGGACCGCGUAAUCGAGACUAGGGCUGCGCUUCCACCGGAAGGCGAACCUUUAAAUUCAGUGACCCCCGAAGAGGUCCAAGAUAUUAUUAAAAAUUUAAAACCAAAAUCCGCCCCGGGCCCAGAUAAUAUAAGUAAUAAGAUUCUCAAAGCUCUCCCUGGGCCGCUUCUCUGUUUACUGGCGACCAUUUUCAAUACCCUUCUCUCCAGUUGCUCCUUUCCGGACGACUGGAAGCAAGCCACGGUUAUCGGCAUUCGCAAGCCGAAUAAACCAGCGAAUCAGCCCUCUAGCUAUCGUCCCAUCAGCCUCCUCAGUUGCCUGGGGAAGCUCUACGAGCAGCUAUUGUUAAACAGGGUCAAAGAGCACGUGUUUUCCAACGGCCAUCUGCCGACGGAACAAUUCGGGUUUCGAGCUAGACACUCUUGUCCCGAUCAGUUAUACCGCCUAACGGAGCACAUCCUAAAAGGCCUUAACCACCCCAAACACAUUAGUACAGGGGCUCUCUUCUUCGAUGUCGCAAAAGCAUUCGACAAAGUCUGGCACAACGACUUGCUUUACAAGCUGUACACACUCAAAGUGCCAGAUAGGCUCGUACACACCAUCCGGGCCUUUUUGUUGAACCGCUCUUUUCGAUAUCGAGUCGAGGGCACCCUCUCCACAAGCCGCCGCCUCACGGCCGGCGUACCACAAGGCUCCUGCCUCUCACCCUUGCUAUUUACGCUCUACACGAGCGACAUACCUAGAGACCCCCACGUCAAUCUCGCGCUUUUACUCAGACCGCAACCUCAGUCAAUUAACGACUCGACUCCAAAGCGCUGCCGACCGCCUCGGCGAUUGGUUCCGCAAAUGGAGAAUCGAUAU
Iphiclides podalirius (scarce swallowtail) is the source of this 1458-nucleotide messenger RNA. Lineage: Eukaryota; Metazoa; Arthropoda; Insecta; Lepidoptera; Papilionidae. The record is from the annotation of a GenBank genome assembly.